Sebastes umbrosus (honeycomb rockfish) is the source of this 2432-nucleotide messenger RNA. Its product is annotated as phosphatidylcholine:ceramide cholinephosphotransferase 2-like. The record is from RefSeq and is a predicted model, not a curated record. Gene Ontology annotation, molecular function: ceramide cholinephosphotransferase activity; sphingomyelin synthase activity. Lineage: Eukaryota; Metazoa; Chordata; Actinopteri; Perciformes; Sebastidae. The transcript is spliced from 6 exons. Gene Ontology annotation, biological process: ceramide biosynthetic process; sphingomyelin biosynthetic process. Gene Ontology annotation, cellular component: endoplasmic reticulum membrane; Golgi membrane. Bases 1 to 1152 code for a protein of 383 amino acids.
AUGGCCGCGUCGGAGCUGAUCCGGGACGACGCCGAUGUGCGCCCCCAUGUGGAAGUUAACGUGACCACAAUAAAUCCCGAGGCACCUCCGAGUGUUGCCAACGGUAACCCGACCCGCCACGACUCCCCGACGCCGCCCCCCGCCGACGACGCCCACGACGGCAAAAAGCAGCAGCCGGAGGGCAGCAGACUGAGCAACCUGCUGAAACAGAACCAGCUGAUCCACUCGCUGAGCAGCGGGCUGCGGCGGCACUGCGACUACGUGAAGAUCGUCAUGCCGGAGGAGCGGGCCAACCACCUCCCCAAGGAGUGGUGGAAGACGGGCGUGGCCUUCCUCUACGCCCUGUUCAUCCUCGUCUUCACCACUGUCAUCAUCACCGUCGUCCACGAGAGGGUGCCGGACAAGUCAGUGAGCCCGCCGCUGCCCGACAAGUUCUUCGACUACGUGGACCGCGUGCCCUGGGCCUUCACCGUCACCGAGGUCAACGGGCUCAUCCUCUGUGGACUCUGGCUUGUCCAGCUGCUCUUCCUCAAACACAAAGCGAUCGUGGGUCGUCGCUGUUUCUUCCUGAUCGGGACGCUCUACAUGUAUCGCUGCGUCACCAUGUACAUCACCACGCUGCCGGUACCUGGGAAACACAUGGUCUGCGCUCCAAAGCUGUACAACGACUCCACGGGGAAGAUCUGGAGGAUUCUGAGGCUCAUCUCAGGAGGAGGUUUGUCUCUGACCGGAAAUCACCUCAUGUGUGGUGACUUCCUGUACAGCGGCCACACCGUCAUGUUGACGCUCUCCUACCUCUUCAUCAAAGAGUACUCUCCUCGCUGGAUGUGGUGGUACCGCUGGUUCUGCUGGUUGCUCAGCGCCUCGGGAGUCCUCUGCAUCCUGAUCGCUCACGAGCACUACAGCAUCGACGUGGUGGUCGGAUACUUCGCCACCACCAGGACCUUCUGGUGGUACCACACCAUGGCCAACACACACGCGCUGCGUCAAGCUCCCAACAACUACCUGUCGAGGACGUGGUGGAACCCCGUCUUCAACUUCCUGGAGAGGAACGUCCAGACGACGGUUCCCGUCGUGUUCUCGUGGCCGGUGGCGCUGCCUUCGUCCUGCAGGCAGCGCUACAGGAUGGUGGAGGCGGGGAGGGACGAGUGACCCCGACGCUGAGACAGAAAGACGGAGGACUUUAACAUCAGUUUAUUUAUUUAUUUAGAACCAGCAUUUCCAGCUCUCUCCUGAGGAAGAGACGUUUACCUUAUCAUGAUCGCCAGUUUAAUCCCCAAAAAAGGUCACCGUGCGGUUCAUCAUCCUACCGGAUCUGACGUGAAACGUUCAGACUCACGUGGACGAUGAACUUCCAACAGGAAGAAGACAAGUCGUUAAAAGUUUCACUUCACUGCCGGAUGCUGCUCUCGUCCUCAUCACAUCUUUGUCUUAUUCUCUGUUACUUGAUUGUAAACACAAACGCUGUUGCUCUCUCUGGAUGGUUCAGCAGCAGGAACCAUGAAAGGAAACAUCGUGAGGCUUGUGACGGUUUAUCAUCACGCCGUUCGUUGGAGGUUUACUCGCCGUGCUUCUGACGCGUCUUUGGUUGCAGCCGUAUUUUCGAUCCGUGCAUGUUAUCUAUCAUAACAAACAUCUCUGUCUCGAUCUAAUUUAACAUUUAAAUUAGUUUCAAGUGCCCAAAAGAGUUUCAGAAAAGUGCUAGUAAGUCCAAACUACCGAUUCUGACAAAAUGGAGUUAAACUUCCAACCUGCUGCCGUAGAUGUGGAGGGAUGAAACAGCAACAGAUGAACCAGCUGAGGAGGUGAAAAGCAGCUUUCACAAUACAGGAAUUAUCACGACGAUGCUUACUAACUGCUAGCACAGGGAUGUGUUUGCUUUUAGCGUCUACGUGUAGACAGACAGCUGGGAUACCAGUGUUAAUGCCUGUAAUGUGUGUGGACCUGGAGGACUAAAACGUGUCGCCACUAGGGGGCAGAUUAGAGUCAAAUCACACCAGAAUAUCUUUCAGAAGAACUUCCAAAUGUCCAUAAACAUGAACAGAACUAAACACGGUGACAUAACUGGUGCAGUGUGACCUGCAGAAAUCACACACCUAACACGAAGAGGUUUGGAUGUCACAAAAGGUUGUGCAGAAACAGAACCUGAAUUUCUUAAAUGUCAAAUGUUGUAAACGCAAGCAGCCGUACAAGAACUCGUCUAAAUAAAUAACAGCCUGAAAUUGGAAGAAUUGGGAUUUAAAUCAGGAACUAUCUAGUUAUGAGAAUGAAACUACAAUCUAAUCAGAAUUUCUGAAACUUUUAGUUUUCGUUUUCGGUGUUACAAACGUGAUUCGGGCCGAUAGUAGGGAUGCUAAUUUUAAACAUUUUCAUAACCGAUAACCGACCCUCGUUAACCGAUUAUUAACCGUUAACCGACAAGAUUAGUGCGU